Messenger RNA from Camelina sativa (false flax), 657 nucleotides. The record is from RefSeq and is a predicted model, not a curated record. Lineage: Eukaryota; Viridiplantae; Streptophyta; Magnoliopsida; Brassicales; Brassicaceae.
AUGGAUUCUGCAGAGAAGGGUCUGCUUGCAAAGAGCGAGGAAGAAGAAGUCAAGAAGAAAGAUGGUUAUUUCCAGGAGAUGAAGAGGCUUGGUUACAUUGCUGGUCCGAUGGUUGCAGUAAACUUGUCUAUGGAUUUUCUUCAAGUGAUAUCUAUAGUGAUGAUUGGUCAUCUCGGUGAGCUUUUCCUUUCUAGCACCGCCAUUGCUGUUUCUUUCUGCAGCGCCACUGGUUUCAGCCUUGUCUUUGGAUUGGCUAGUGCAAUGGAGACUCUAUGUGGCCAAGCUUAUGGAGCUAAACAGUAUGAGAAACUUGGAGUACAUACUUACACAACGAUUCUCUCUUUGUAUCUUGUGUGUAUUCCUUUGUCUGUGCUAUGGAGUUACAUGGGUGCUAUACUCUCUCUCAUUGGACAAGAUCCUGUGGUUGCUCAAGAAGCUGGGAAAUUUGCAACUUGGCUCAUACCUGCCCUCUUGGCUUACGCCACUUUGCAGCCGCUUGUACAGUUUUUCCAAGCGCAGAGUCUGAUUUUCCCGUUGAUUAUAAGCUCAAUCUCUGCUGUCUGUGUCCACGUUUCCCUCUGCUGGAGCUUGGUCUUUAAGUUUGGGUUUGGGAUCCGCGGUGCAGCUAUAGCGAUUGGGGUUUCUUACUGGGAAUGA